AUGACUAGCACGUUUUCUCGUCUCCUGGCUGGCCGCAGAACAGCUGUGCUCUUUGCAACAGUUAGCACAGGGGCCUUAACCACCGGAUACCUAUUGAAUCAUCAGAAUGUGAGAGCAGGAUCUCAUGAAAGACAAAAACUCUUUCCUCCAAGUGCAGACUAUCCUGAUCUCCGCAAACAUAACAACUGCAUGGCUGAAUGUCUCUCGCCAGCAAUAUAUGCUAAACUAAGGGAUAAGAUGACUCCAAAUGGGUAUACCCUGGACCAGUGUAUCCAAACUGGCGUUGACAAUCCUGGCCAUCCUUUCAUUAAAACUGUGGGCAUGGUCGCUGGUGAUGAAGAGUCUUAUGAGGUAUUUGCUGAGAUUUUUGACCCAGUUAUUAAAGUGAGACACAAUGGCUAUGAUCCAUAUGUAAUGAAGCAUCACACCGAUCUGGAUGCAUCCAAGAUUACCCAAGGUCAGUUUGAUGAGCGCUAUGUCCUAUCAUCACGUGUACGUACUGGUCGCAGUAUCCGGGGUCUCAGCCUUCCCCCUGCCUGCUCCAGGGCAGAGAGAAGAGAAGUAGAAAAUGUUGUGGUCACUGCUUUGGCUGGGCUGAAAGGAGACCUUGCUGGAAAGUAUUAUAGCCUGACCAAUAUGUCUGAGAAGGAUCAACAGCAGCUUAUUGAUGACCAUUUCCUCUUUGAUAAGCCAGUGUCCCCUUUGCUAACAUGUGCUGGGAUGGCACGUGACUGGCCUGAUGCCAGAGGAAUCUGGCAUAACCAUGACAAAACAUUUCUUAUCUGGAUUAAUGAAGAAGACCAUACCAGAGUGAUUUCCAUGGAAAAAGGUGGCAAUAUGAAAAGGGUGUUUGAAAGAUUUUGCCAUGGUUUAAAAGAGGUUGAACGGUUAAUUAAAGAACGGGGCUGGGAGUUCAUGUGGAAUGAACGCUUAGGAUAUGUUCUGACCUGUCCUUCCAACCUGGGAACAGGAUUACGUGCAGGAGUCCAUGUUAAACUUCCAAAACUCAGCAAGGAUCCCAGGUUUUCAAAGAUUCUGGAGAAUCUGAGGCUGCAGAAACGUGGCACUGGUGGUGUGGACACAGCAGCUGUGGCAGAUGUGUACGAUAUCUCCAACCUGGAUCGCAUGGGCCGAUCAGAGGUGGAGCUUGUCCAAAUAGUUGUUGAUGGGGUCAAUUAUCUGAUUGACUGUGAGAAGAAGCUGGAAAAAGGUCAAGACAUCAAGGUACCACCACCUUUGCCCCAGUUUGGAAGGAAGUGA
Messenger RNA from Emys orbicularis (European pond turtle), 1260 nucleotides. RefSeq names its product creatine kinase, mitochondrial 2 (gene CKMT2). Gene Ontology annotation, cellular component: mitochondrion. The coding region runs from base 1 to 1260 and encodes 419 amino acids. The transcript is spliced from 9 exons. Lineage: Eukaryota; Metazoa; Chordata; Testudines; Emydidae. Gene Ontology annotation, biological process: phosphocreatine biosynthetic process. The record is from RefSeq and is a predicted model, not a curated record. Gene Ontology annotation, molecular function: creatine kinase activity.